CAUAACUUUACUUUACCAAUCCACAGUUAGGAGAGGCAAAGCAAUCGGUCGCUACUUGGAGAAGAAGUUUUCUUGAGAGAGAGGAAGAAAAAGAAAAUGGAGUCUUCGAAGGCUAUUCCCCAUGAAAUCGGAGGGAUCCAGAACGAUGCCCUUCGAUUUGGACUUCAAGGCGUGAAGAGCGAUCUUGUCGGAUCUCAUCCCGUUGAAUCCCUUUAUGAAACUACAAGAAGAACACAAGAGGAAAUGAAAAGGAAAGUUCUUGUGAAUACAUAUGGUUCUGCAUUUCCACUGAAGAUGGAUUUGGACAGGCAAAUUCUUUCUAGAUUUCAAAGGCCUCCUGGGCCAAUUCCAUCUUCAAUGCUGGGAUUGGAGGCUCUUACUGGAAGCUUGGAUGACUUUGGCUUUGAAGAUUAUCUGAAUGACCCAAGGGAAUCUGAAUCAUUGAGGCCAUUGGAUAUGCACCAUGGAAUGGAAGUCCGCCUUGGUCUGUCCAAGGGACCAGUUUGUCCAAGUUUCAUGUAAUCUAAUCUUAAGAGGAUCCCAUCAAACACCACAAUUUCAUUAUGGGUUCUCAGUUUACCCAUAAUUUUGUUGACCUCUGUUUGUUUGUUGGUCAGGACAUCUUGAGUUGAACUCUCUUAGCUUCAUUAGUCAACAUCUUUAUCUGAUUUCUUAUAAAUUCGUCAAACUUUACCUUUUGCCCAAGUGGGUGUUGUGUUAGAUUAUCGAUUGACAUAAAAGCUUUAAAAUUAACCGGUCAAGGUAAAA
This is a messenger RNA of Cucumis sativus (cucumber), 768 nucleotides long. RefSeq names its product cyclin-B1-2. The transcript is spliced from 4 exons. Gene Ontology annotation, cellular component: nucleus; cytoplasm. The record is from RefSeq and is a predicted model, not a curated record. NCBI's taxonomy places the organism in Eukaryota, Viridiplantae, Streptophyta, Magnoliopsida, Cucurbitales, Cucurbitaceae. The coding region runs from base 97 to 522 and encodes 141 amino acids. Gene Ontology annotation, biological process: proteasome assembly.